UGGUUAACAAAUGCCCUAACCGUGACUCUCCAACAUUUUAGAAUUAAGGCUUUCUAUAAGUGCUCCUGCCAAAUAUUGCUUGCUAAUAUCAGUUGUUUAAACUGACCUUUAAAUGCAAAGAUGCUCCUCGUUCAACUGCGUGUUUGAUGUUCCUUCGUUCUAACCAGGCGUGCAAGUUUUGCAGUUAUAUCGUAUGAGCUUGAAGACGACGUCCCCUGACCAUCGACUUCACAGGGGAUGAGCUUUACUUCUGAUGAGGUCAAUUUUCUCAUUUUCCGAUAUCUGCAGGAAUCAGGCUAUUGUCAUUCUGCCUAUUUGUUUGGCUUGGAAAGCCAGAUCAGCCGCUCUAAUAUCGAUGGUUCUAUUAUCCCUCCAGGCUCACUGUUGAGUCUCAUUCAGAAGGGUCUUCAAUAUACCGAAGCCGAGCUCAGCAUUGGCGAGGAUGGUAGUGAACGCGUAGUAGAGUCGCUAUCACUCAUUGAUGCCGUUGUUCCUGAUGUUAUUGAGCAGCGGAAAAACUCCCUAAGACAGCAGCAAAAUUCAAUUCCCGCGAUAGUUGCUAUAACUUGUUGUGGAUGUGCACUUGUCGGCUGCAACAACAAUGCUCCCCACGCCGGUGGAAUUAAUUCCCAAGCAGCCAUUACGAACUCUAACCAAAUGAGCACUACCCAUUCCGCUCCAGAUUCCGUGGUGCAGAACUGCAUACACCACCUUCCUGUGGAUCAUAACGACAUUUCCACCGCCAACUCAACAAUUGCAAAAGUUGAAGGAUUAAAUUCUGUAUCUACUCCCCAUGGAUCUUACCCCCUGCUUAACUUGAACCCGAUGAUCCAUUCUAGCGAUGGUAUUGUCGGUCCAGUUAAUUCGUCGGCACAAAGCCAGCAUUCUGUGAAUUCCAUGGAUACUUCGAAUCUCUCACCUGCAUUAUGUUCAGGAUCCGUUAUGUCCUCCGUGAGCCCUGUUAAUACACCUACUCCUACCACAGUGCAUUGCAUGGGGAAAGUACUUACUCCUCAUCAGCCUAGUUUAGUUCGUGGAUCACUCCCGUCACACCAUGUGCUUCAACCUGUGUUACUUUCCUCCAUUCAAACCAACGGUGAAAAUCAUGGCACAGCCAUGGUGAAUCAUUUUCGUGGUUCCGGUGAACCUAUGGAUGUUGACAGAAUACAGAUUUCUGAAGUGAAUAACACCUCCCCAUUGCUCAGUCGGCAAAUUUCCAAAGAACGCGUUACCGUACUUUCGGGGCAUGCGUCAGAAGUGUUUAUUUGCGCCUGGAAUCCUCGACGAGAUAUGUUGGCAUCCGGCGACUAUCCUCUGUUCUACGUUGAUUUUUCCCUCCUAUGUCCUCAUGCAUUGGUUAACGAAUCAACCAGCAUGUUCCCUGGUAAUUUGACUAAACAAAGGCGCAUUAAUUCUACUGCUAGCACACAUCAUGCCGAUUCGACUACCAUUAUAUGGGAGGCUCAGACUGGUCGCAUUGCCCAACAGUUCGCUUUUCACAUUGCUCCCACCCUGGAUGUUGAUUGGCAAUCUCUCACCUCAUUCGCCUCCUGCUCAACGGACACAAACAUACACGUUUGUGAGUUGGGUCAAACUUCCCCUGUGAAGACUUUCAAAGGUCAUGAGAAUGAGGUGAACGCAAUCAAAUGGGAUCCAAAUGGCCGGCUCCUCGCCUCAUGUUCCGAUGACAUGACCUUGAAGGUGUGGGAUAUGCAUCAUGAACACUGUGUCCACGAUCUCAAAGGACAUACGAAGGAAAUCUAUACUAUCAAGUGGAGCCCCACUGGCCCCGGUACAACCUACCCGAACGCUGCCCUGUGUUUGGCCAGUGCUAGCUUCGAUUCCACCGUACGAUUAUGGGACGUGGAGACUGGUAAAUGUCAGCGCAUCCUUUCAAAGCACAGCGAGCCGGUGUAUAGUGUCGCUUUUAGCCCAGAUGGGCGAUUGCUAGCCACGGGGUCGUUCGAUCAGUGGGUUCAUAUAUGGAACGUUGGAUCCGGGAGCCUCAUUAGCAGCUAUUUUGGCACAGGAGGCAUCUUUGAAGUUUGCUGGAAUUCACGGGGCGAUAAAGUGGGCGCUAGCGCAUCGGAUGGCUCGGUUUUCGUACUUGACCUACGAAAGUAG
This is a messenger RNA of Dicrocoelium dendriticum, 2124 nucleotides long. The record is from the annotation of a GenBank genome assembly. NCBI's taxonomy places the organism in Eukaryota, Metazoa, Platyhelminthes, Trematoda, Plagiorchiida, Dicrocoeliidae.